AUGGAUGAUAAAAAUGAAACGUGCAGGCGAUUAUUGUUAGAUGAAUUAGGCCUCCUGAAAGGAAUGUAUACGAUGGAAGAAUUAGAAAUAAAUGAAUCUCAAGAUCCAACAGAAAAUGGCCAAGUCACACAGCUAAUUUUGCGUCAGCAGGUUGAUGGUAUCAAUUAUGAAGUUGUAAUACACUUGAGUAAUGAAUAUCCUAUUAUACUGAAACCUUCUGCGUUUAUUCGUUGUUCAUUGAUCAAUUGUAACUUGUUCAAUCAAGAACUCCGAUAUUUCAUUGAUCAGGAAACACUCAGUGUACCUCUUAUAUUGGCUAUUGUGCAAUGGAUCAGUGAUAAUAUUAGUCGUUUCAAGAAGAAGAAGAAUGAGAAAGAGACGGUGGAUGAUAUAAAAGCAACAAACAACACCAAAUAUGCGCGAUUUUGGAUCUAUUCACAUCAUAUUCGAAACAAAAUGAAAAUACGCAUGAUCAAGAAUACAGCAGCACUGUAUCAGUUAGAUGGAUUUUUUUGUACCGGAAAACCAGGCGUUAUUAUUUUGGAAGGUAGCCGAAUUGAUUGUGAUAAAUUUUGGAAAGAAAUUCGUGGCCUGAACUGGCAACAUAUUGUGUUACGUUAUUGUGAAGAGCAAAGUGAUCCAUCAUUUCUACGACUUGGAAAAUUUCGUGAAAUUCAAUUUCCACAUACGAAAUAUCUGGCAGAAUUGAAGAAAAUAUUAGCUGAAGCUAAUUUGGAAUAUGGUUUCCCAUUAUUAUUGAAUAUGUAG
This is a messenger RNA of Cercopithifilaria johnstoni, 768 nucleotides long. The record is from the annotation of a GenBank genome assembly. Lineage: Eukaryota; Metazoa; Nematoda; Chromadorea; Rhabditida; Onchocercidae.